AUGGCCUCCACCCGUGUUCUCGCCUCAAGACUGGCCUCUCAGAUGGCCUCAGCGACGACCAAGGUCGCUCGUCCUGCCCUCCGCGUGCAGCUGUCCAACGGCAGCAAGCGCGCCAUGUCGGGCGCCACAAAGGCCUCCCCUCUCCAGACGCUUAAGCGCCAGCAGAUGACCUCGAUCGUCAACGCUACGACCCGCAAUGCCUUUAACCUCCAGACUCGCCGCGCUUACUCUUCCGAGAUUGCCCAGGCCAUGGUCGAGGUCUCCAAGAACUUGGGUAUGGGCUCCGCCGCUAUCGGUCUAACCGGUGCUGGUAUCGGUAUCGGCCUUGUCUUCGCUGCCCUCCUCAACAGCGUUGCCCGCAACCCUGCUCUCCGCGGCCAGCUUUUCUCGUACGCCAUUCUAGGUUUCGCCUUCGUUGAGGCCAUUGGUCUUUUCGAUCUCAUGGUUGCCCUCAUGGCCAAGUUCGUAAGUUAA
Lasiosphaeria miniovina is the source of this 474-nucleotide messenger RNA. RefSeq names its product ATP synthase subunit 9. The record is from RefSeq and is a predicted model, not a curated record. The coding region runs from base 1 to 474 and encodes 157 amino acids. Gene Ontology annotation, molecular function: proton transmembrane transporter activity. Lineage: Eukaryota; Fungi; Ascomycota; Sordariomycetes; Sordariales; Lasiosphaeriaceae. The transcript has 2 exons. Gene Ontology annotation, biological process: proton transmembrane transport; proton motive force-driven ATP synthesis.